This is a messenger RNA of Racocetra persica, 543 nucleotides long. Lineage: Eukaryota; Fungi; Glomeromycota; Glomeromycetes; Diversisporales; Gigasporaceae. The record is from the annotation of a GenBank genome assembly.
AUUAUCUUUACAACUCCAUUUACACCUGAGACAUUUCGUUAUGAAGAUAAAGUAAAACGUCGCCGAACUAUUAGAAAUUCUCAAGUGUCACACCAUAAGGUUCAGCAAAAACCUCAACUUACUGUAAAUACAAACCCGAGUAUACCAACUAUGCGUAAAAUGGGUAAUAAAGAUUAUUGGAGUACUUACAAAAUUCCUGAUCAAUAUGAGGUUGAAACUAAUUUAGCAGGAUUGUCUAUAAGAUAUAAAACCCAAUACCAGCAAGCUGGUAAUAUUAAUUUUAAGAUUAGUUGGAUAAAUUCUUGUGGUAAUAUAUUAUCAAGUAUUAGUACAACUUCUGCAAGUGAUGUUGGUACUAAAUUUUUAAUGGAUAUUUGUAAUAAACCAAAUACCCGCAUUUCUGGAAUAUUUUUAUUUGGAUUCGAUAUUGAUUGCUUACAUAAAGCAAGAAUUAAAAUUCCUACUAAUCGCAAGCAUUCAUAUACAGAAUUAAAAUCUAGCUCACAAAAAAACAACGAAUCACAUUGGCAGCAAAAGACUUAA